AUGAAGUUUCGAUUCAAUAAUCUCGCUCCGAAUGAGCUACCAAUUGCGGAAAAUACGGCCCACCCCUCAUCCAUAGACGAAGAAAAAACGCCUACAACCACAGCCAAUGUUCUCUAGCAAAAUGACAGCGAGGUCAUCAACAAAAAGUUUCAGCAUGGAGUGCAAGCUGCCGAAGCCAUCAACCAAGUAUGGACUAGAAAUCAUUUAAUUCUGGCCUAUAUUCUGAUCUGGAUUAUUGAAUUCCUCUUGACAUUCGCGUCCGGAUUGACCAGCACACUUAUACCCUAUGUAAAUUCUUCUUUCCAGGCCCACUCCCUCACGGCAACAACUUCCAUCAUCUCGAGUCUCAUAGCUAGUCUCAUAAACUACCAUAUGCGAAACUCAUGGAUAUUUGGGGUCGUCCUCAAGCUUUUUGUGUCAUGGUCGCUUCAUUUACUCUUGGUAUGUUUAUGAUGGCCAGAUGUGAUGAUGUUAAAACAUACUGCGCAGCUCAAGUUUUCUACUAUGUUGGUUACAAUGGAAUUAACUUCACGCUUACUAUCUUCAUCGCUGAUACAACCCAACUAAAGAACCGAGCCGGGUGGAUUGCAUUCUCUUCUUCACCUUGGAUUGCUACAGUCUGGGCAUAUGGACCUGCUGCUAAAAAUGUUUUAAAAACGAUAGGUUUUAGAUGGGGUUUUGGUAUAUGGGCCAUCAUUUUCCAGAUUAUCUGUAUACCUUUGUUCGGACUUUUCUACUAUCAUCAGAAGAAAGCCGAAAAGCAAGGAUUGAUUCAAAAGAUUGACAGCGGACGAACGUGGACUGAAUCAUUUAUCUAUCACUGCAGGGAGUCCGAUGUCAUUGGUCUAUUGCUUAUUGCAGCUGGCCUUGCUCUGUUUCUUCUAACAUUCAGCUUGUACAGCUAUCAGAAGGGCGAGUGGAAAUCCCCGUUAGUCAUUUUCUUCUUCAUCUUUGGUGGUCUAUUGAUCGUUGCAUUUGCUUUGUACGAAAUGUACCUUGCACCAGUGACCUUCAUUCCUUGGGGUUUGAUGAAGGAUCGAACAGUAUUCUUCACCUAUACAAUGGUUGCUAGUCUUUACUGCGCUUGGUACAUCUGGGACUCAUACUUUUAUUCCAUACUUAUCGUCAUAUUCAACCAAUCUGUUACGAAUGCUACAUACAUCUCAAACAUCUACACUAUUGGGUCUUGCUUUUGAGCACUAGUCGUUGGAAUUAUCAUCAGAUUUAAUGGACGCCUCAAGUGGCUGGCUCUUUACUUCGGUGUGCCUAUUACUAUUCUCGCUGUCGGUCUCUUGAUUAAGUUUCGCCAGCCGAUACCAAUAUUGGAUAUAUUGUAAUGUGUCAAACUUUUAUUGCUUUCGGUGGUGGAACCUUGGUUAUGUGCGAACAGAUGACCGUCAUGGCUGUCUCCUCUCACCAACACAUCCCCGCUAUUCUUGCUAUGGAAGCCAUGAUUGCCAGUGUUGGUGUGGCCAUCGGAUCCACCAUUGCAGCUGCACUUUGGACUGACAUAUUCCCUGUUAAGCUUGCCGAGCUUCUUCCUGCAUCAUCUCAAGCCGACUUCACAUCAAUCUAUGGUAGUUUGGUAGUGCAGUCGAGCUAUCCACAAGGAAGUGACACAAGAAAAGCUAUAAAUCAAGCCUAUGGGGAUACUCAAAUGCUGAUGUUAAUCUGUGCCACUUGUCUUUACUUCGUCACUCUCAUUUCAACCAUGUUCUGGAGAAAUAUCAAUGUCAAGGAUAUGAAGCAAAUCCACGGCCGUAUUUGGUGA
Molecule: messenger RNA, 1771 nt
Organism: Botrytis byssoidea
Lineage: Eukaryota; Fungi; Ascomycota; Leotiomycetes; Helotiales; Sclerotiniaceae
Exons: 3
Coding region: 384-1196 (270 amino acids)
Biological process (GO): transmembrane transport
Molecular function (GO): transmembrane transporter activity
Source: RefSeq, a predicted model, not a curated record